Molecule: messenger RNA, 3358 nt
Organism: Liolophura sinensis
Lineage: Eukaryota; Metazoa; Mollusca; Polyplacophora; Chitonida; Chitonidae
Product: protein lin-9 homolog
Exons: 17
Coding region: 149-1726 (525 amino acids)
Biological process (GO): reproductive process; regulation of transcription by RNA polymerase II; DNA-templated transcription
Cellular component (GO): nucleoplasm; transcription repressor complex
Molecular function (GO): DNA binding
Source: RefSeq, a predicted model, not a curated record
AUACGUCUCAACCUAUGGAAACCGGAUGAGGACAUCUCUCCCCGUGGAGCGCGGCACGAGGCCGGAGCAAAUCGCGCGAAAGUGUACCCGGUCAGUGUGUCAAACUCUACCACGUGACUGGAAUCUUUGAAAAAGAGGCGCGAUCAAGAUGGCGGAGGACUCUGUCGAAAGUUCAGCAAAUGCAUUGGUCAGUCUUAAAGCAGCAGGUAAGGGAACAACGUACACAGUUUCAUCACCAAGAAGAGGCAAUCCUCCACGAAUAAGGAAGAAAAAUCGGCUGUUUUUUAAUGACGAUGAAGAAACUUCCUAUUCUCCGAUUAGAUCCCCCAGAAAACAGUCCAAACCUGCAGCAAGCACAACAAGAUCACAGAGCAAUAUCCUGUCUGGUCCCGACAAGAAACUCGCCCAGGCCAUCGGAGUGCGGCUGAAGAACCUACUGAAACUCCCUAAAGCUCACAAAUGGGUCUGCUAUGAGUAUUUUUACUCCAACCUUGACAUACCAUUAUUCAAGGGAGAAAAUGACUUCAAUAUUUGUCUCCAGGAGACGUUUCCACAGCUGAAAUGUAAGAAGAUGAGGAGAGUAGAGUGGUGCAAGGCCAGGAGGCUGAUGGGCAAACCUAGAAGAUGUUCUGCAGCUUUCUUCGCCGAGGAGCGAGCUUCACUGGAACAGAGGCGUAACAAAAUACGACUUUUGCAGCAGAGAAAGCUGCAGGAAUUGACGAGCUUUAAAGACCUUCCACAGGAAAUUCCCAUGCACCUUGUGAUUGGCACAAAAGUUACAGCACGGUUACGGAGGCCCCAGGAUGGACUGUUCACAGGCUCUGUGGAGGCCCUUGACACUGUCAGCAACUCCUACAGAGUUACUUUUGACAAGACAGGGCUCGGCACACAUUCUAUACCAGAUUAUGAAGUCUUGAGUAACAGUCCACAGGAGACGAUCCCACUGUCUGCGUUCCAGCAGAAACAUCGCCCCACCAGACCCCCCAUCUUCUCACCCCCCAAGUUUGUACCAGGCCUCUCCUCUCCUGACCACAAUCUGCAUAAUGACCCAUUGCUGAGUGGCUCCCCAUUCAAGGGGAGACUAAUGAGCCUUGAAGGUGGAACAUACGGGGGAUUCCCCAUCAAGUUUUUAGUGCUAGUGACUAGAUUGUCCAAAAUCCUCGCUGUGAAGAAGGAUUGUAUCAAGCAGCUACGAGACAUGAAUACACAGGUGGAAAAACUGAAGUCGCAUCAGCAGCCCAUCUCACUGGAGUUCCAGAGGAAGUACGCUGGUACAGUGCUGGAGCUAGAGAAGCUCAAUGAUGACCUCAAUGAGUAUCUGCUGGGGGUACAAAACUACUGUCAAGAGCUGGCCCCUGAUCAAGGAAUCUGUCCAAUAGACCAGCCAGCUGAGAUACGCCGCAAGUGCGAAGAGGAAGCCCAAAGCAUUCUCGAGAAGAUCAGCCCGACUGUGUUUCCCAAACGUCUGGCUCGUAAUCAGAAAGCCCUGAACCUCAUAGAGCAUUUCACUUCUUUGAUGCUGCAGAUUAGGACAAUUGGUGAGAAUGAGGUGAACUCAUUUGAGUUUAAAUCUGUACAAGACAAUGUUAAGGAAAUCAAGGCCUCAUUGGACGCAAACAACAUCAAUUGUUUCCAGAACAACGUGGAGAUCCACAUCAACCAUAUCCAGAGUGGUUUAAUCAGAAUGGGGAACCUCCACGCCUUCUCUUCCACAUUUCCUGUCUGAACUAUCCAGUGGAAUCUUCUCUUAUCUUGCCGUCGACAGCAAUGGGGACUAACACUGUAGUUUCGUCAAAGCAAAUAGAACCACCUUCACAUCCAGCACUUUAGGCUGGAGCUCCUUUUGGUAGUGACUGUAAAUGACCCGAUAUUUCAUCCAGUACUAAAUUGCUCAUUUUCUCACGGAUUCUGAGAGUUCUGGUGAUCUUAAAAAGGUGUUUUGAGAUAUGUCUGGAAAAUAGAGUGACAUUCUACUGGUAAAAUAUACAUUUCACCACCAAAAGUAAUAUUUUAUAGCAUUUAUUUGCUUUUUAAAGUGCACUCUUUUGGGAGGCAAAUUUUAGAACAUUUACAGUACGGUGUACUGCUGCAUUGUCAGUGGUGAUUGUUAAUCACUGGGCAUGGUGUGGUUCUACCACAGAAUAAGUAGGCUGCUCUGGUAAAAAUAAUCUCAAGCACAAACUAAAGGUCAAUUUCCACAAAACGAGACGUUCAACUGUGAACUGGAAAGUCAUAUGAAUAUAACGUCACUUCUGUUGUAUUGUGAUUUCCGGAAGACAGCGUGAAGUUGUCCAGAGGUUUACACAUUAAUCUUCUGAUUUAAAUAAUAACGAUUGCUGUUGCGAUGUAUUUAUGUGACAUCAUCGCCACUAAUGACAACCACAACUUCAAACUAGAGUCAUUUGAAUAUAACAAUAAAUGUUACGUUAUACACAUAUGUUACAUCUAGUGGAAUUUGAAAUAGAUUCUACUCAAACUGCCUUGCAGUCUGUUGCAUUUGUGAAUGUUAUGUCUAAUGGAAGUCAGAUCUCAACAGUUUGUGUGGUGAAAUCUCUACAACAUUUUCAGUUUUAUGGAAGAAUUUCUAGAAUAUAUUUCCGUCGUGCAGUUGAAACCAUUCCUUAAAAAGUCCUUUAAAUUUUACCAUUCGCACGAAUUACAUACUUAACAGGAUGUUGCUCAAGAUGUAUUUUUUCUGACUACAGGAAAAUACAUAUAUAACAUCUCUAAACAAAGUCAUCAAUUUUACAGUUUAAAAUGAAGUGCUUAUGUUUUGUUGCACUGCUUUUGUAUCCCAACUAAAAACUAGGAUUUUCCCUUGAAUGUGAUGUUAGGAAAAGAUUUGAAGGAAGGCAACCGCACGUUGGCUGAUUGACUUCCACAUUCAGAAGCUUUCUGUACAUGCAUGUAAGAAGAUUUAAUACUUAUUUGUGCACAUUGUGUGAAUUAGUAGACAAAUGGUUUGUUGAGUGAAUCAAUGCAGUAAUUCCGAGCUCCACUCAGCUUCCCAGGCUAAAGGGAAUGAACUCUUGCAGUGAUUUUAGGUCAGAGGAAUAUCUCCUUGGUAGAGCUGACCACGUCACUCAGUGAUUUCAAGAUUUCAAGCAUUAAUUGCACAAGACAUUGUGUCAAAAAUGAGUAGAUCGCCCGUACCCAUACCUGGCUUUGAUUUGCAAGGGAAGUGUUCUAAUGCCCAUCGUAUAUAGGGAAAAAUAUACAUGUCCACAACAUAUCCUUGGUGGAAUGUGCUGUAUAACAUCAGUAGAGGAGAUGUGUGUAUAAAUCGGCGGCAGAAUGCUUUAUUUCGAGUCCAUCUGGCAUAGUUGAGUUGGGCGUGGGGCGAUCCAGCGUUUCCAAG